Messenger RNA from Notechis scutatus (mainland tiger snake), 1173 nucleotides. RefSeq names its product transmembrane protein 220 (gene TMEM220). NCBI's taxonomy places the organism in Eukaryota, Metazoa, Chordata, Lepidosauria, Squamata, Elapidae. The record is from RefSeq and is a predicted model, not a curated record.
GGCCGCGUAUAUCCAGCAGGGCGGCCUGGGAAAGGCAAGUCGUAAUUCCGGGCAAUGGAGGCUGCUUGUUUUACUUCGCCUCCUCGCCCGGGUGCCAGCAGGCUCUGGAGGCUUAGCAACUUGAUCAUGGCCGUCUUCUUCGGGCUGGCUGGAGCCGUUCAGAUCAAUGACCCUGAUCCUGGACUUUGGAUAGUUGUGUACUCUGUGCCAGCAAGUCUUGCACUGGUAGUAAGCCUUAAUCCAUCAGUUACAGAUAACAUUGUGUGGAGGAGUAUAUCAGAUCUACAUUCAGCUGUUUGUGUUGUGGGUUCUGCUGCGUUGGGAUAUUCCUUGGUUACUACUGCUCAAAAUAACAUCUUGCACGAGGAAGAAGGCAGGGAAUUAUUUGGUCUGGUGAUUGUUACUGCCUGGAUGAGCCUUUGUCGUAAUUCAGCCAAAAAUUCCCUGGGUGGAUUUCACUUGGUCAUGGCAAUUUUCCUCUGUCUUUCUCCUUUUGUAAUGUGGCUAUACAUCUAUGUGAAUACAGAAAUGCGAGUAUCAUGGCCAUCUCACUGUAAAACUGUUAUUUAAAAUAUUGGAAAGCAUCAAGUGUCUUCAUUGCUUCGGAGGUUCUCUACUGAUGCCAAGUGAAUAGGAACCACAAUUAAGGCAAAUGACUUCCCAUGAAGAACAGUUUCUCUAAAGUGCUUCUGAAGACUGAAAAUUCAGACAUAAUUGAAAACUGAAUUCUGUGGACUAUGACCUCCCCCCCCCCAAACUGUUUUAAAGCUAGUUGUUUCAUGGUUUCCAUUUUAUUAAUUGUGUGCUCUUGAUAAAUGCAAGGGUUUGGACUGAAUAAAUCAAAGUGCCUCUGUGCCUCAUGUUGAAGCCAUGGGACUGAAGCCAGACAUUACUGGAAGAACUAUAUGUUGUAUAUAAUUAUAAAAUGUAAAUAAAUAUAUUAAUACUUUGAUAAGGAUGUAUCUGAUGUCUCUGAAAUUCUAUCCAUUUUUCUCUACAUGCAUCUGCACUAUUUAAGAUGAUUAACAUACAAUUCUUAAUCCAUAAGAGAAUAUCAUAUUCCACUUAAUGUCAUAGAUUAAAAUUUGGAAAAGCGUUUGAUGUAGUGCUGGGCUCAUUUCUCUCUAAAUUAUUCUUCAUAGAAGCUGUUUUAAUUUAAAGCCUAUGUGUUUU